UGUGGGCUGCGCUGUGCUGUGACAGCUCAGUAAGCGGCUGAAGCGCUCGGCUGUGGAGGAAUGGACUGCCUGAACUUCCACUGCGAUGUCCUCUGACAGAACAUGUCGCCGUGUGUGAAUAUGUUUCAGCAGCGUGUGUGAGCGUGUGUGUGUGUGCAUCUGUAUCGGGGUGCAUACAUGUACGGGCAACGCGAUGGCUCUGAACCGAGUUUCCCAACUCUGCCACGAUAUCACCAGGCUGUGGCUGCAACUGAAGAUGAUGACAGAUGACAUCCUGCAGAGGGAGGAUGGCCUGCUGUGCGCAGAAAUCGGCUCUGAGCUCCAGAAACAGUUUGCCAUCCUGCCAGGGGGCCGCGGGAUGAACGGCAGCCCCAUCAUUGUCUUCCCGGAGUUCCCAGCUUUCAGCGAGCUGGAGGAGGGGGAGGUCCAAAAUGUCCUCAGCUACCUCGCCAGCGUCCCCAGCGUCGCAGCAUCAGGAGAGGGUUUCAUCCUGGUCAUCGACAGACGGCUGGACCGAUGGGCCGCCGUCAGGGCUACCCUGCUCCGCAUCGCUGGCUCAUUUCCAGGGAACUUACACUUGGUUCUGGUGUUGCGUCCCACGACUUUGCUCCAGCGGACUCUGUCAGACUUCCUGUUCAAGUUCAACAGGGAUGAGUUCAAAAUGAAGGUGGUCAUGCUGAGUUCGGUGACUGAGCUCCAUGCCUAUAUCGACCCAGGGCAACUGACCACAGAUCUGGGAGGCACGCAGGAGUACUGCCAUGACAGCUGGAUUUCCCACCGCACUGCGAUCGAGGCUUUCGCCCUCAUGGUGAAGACCACGGCUCAGACCCUGCAGGCAUUCGGCACGGAGCUCGCCGAGACGGAGUUGCCCAACGAUGCCGAGGCCACCACCAACCUGCUGCACACACACACUCUGAAGAAGGAGAAAAUGAAGGAGGACCUACAGGUGGCGCUCUCUCAGGGGGGGCGCCUGUUGGAGUGCAUCAACGAACCUCUACAGACGGACCCUGAAUACAGAAUGACUUACGAUGAACUGGAAAACCUAGCUACUGUACAGAGACUCCUGGGUCAGCUCGACGAGACGGAGGCGGCGUUCGACGACUUCUGGGAACGCCACCGCACCAAGCUGGAGCAGUGUCUGCAGCUCCGCCAUUUUGAACAUCACUUCCGUGAAGUGCGUGCCCAGCUUGAUGUGACGGCAGAGCGAUUGGCGGGUUUCUCUGAGGUCAGCGUGAGCCCCGCCCAUGCCGAGCACGUCCUCCGAGAGCUCAGCGGCCACGAGGACAAGGCCUGCGACGUGCUAGACCGUGCCUUGUCCUUGGCCAGCGAAGGCGACAUGUUGAUAGAAAAUUCUCACUACGCCGAGGACUCCAUCAGGCCCAAGUGCAGCGAGCUGAGAGGGGUGUGCGAGGAGGUCAGCUCAACCCUGAGGAGCAAGAAGAGCCUCCUGCUCAGGGCCAUGGAGCUCCACCACGCUCUGGAGAAGGCGUCGCGGUGGUGCGAGGAGGGCAUCUUCCUGUUGGCCAGCCAGUCGGUGGACCGCUGUCAGUCUCAGGACGGCGCCGAAGCAGCUCUGCAAGAACUGGAGAGAUACCUGGACACGGCGUCGCUGCACACCCUCGCCGACCGCAACGCCAUCUGCUGCCAGUAUGAGGCCACGCUCACAGCUCAGCUCAGGGACCAGGUGGAGAGAGUGUUCCAGAAGCAGAGCUCGGUCCAGGAGAUGUUCGAGAAGCGACGCGUCAGCCUGAAGAAACUCGCCGCCAAACAGACCAGACCAGUGCAGCCGGUAGCGCCGCGACCUGAAGUGAAGUCUCCGCUCUCCUCCCCCAAUCAACAGAGGAAAGAGAGAAGGUACUCCGCGGAUAACGCCAUCUGCAAAAAGGCGGAGUCCCCCAUCCACAAUGGCGGCACCAGACAUGCUUCACUCUCAGAAGAAGAAGAAAACCUGGCAGUGCUUAGGCGCCACGUUAUGAAUGAACUGCUGGAGACGGAGCGAGCGUAUGUGGAGGAGCUACUGUGUGUGCUGGAGGGCUAUGCGGCUGAGAUGGACAACCCCGCCAUGGCUCACCUCAUCCCCGGCACCCUGCUCAGCAAGAAGGACGUUCUGUUCGGCAACAUGUCUGAAAUCUAUCAGUUUCAUAAGAGGACAUUUCUAAAGGAACUGGAAGCGUACACUGACUGCCCAGAGCUGGUGGGCCGCUGCUUUUUAGAAAGGAUGAAGGACCUACAGAUCUACGAGGCUUACUGCCAGAACAAACCUCGCUCUGAGAGCUUGUGGAGACAGUGCUCCGACUGUGCCUUCUUCCAGGAGUGCCAGAAGAAACUGGAACAUAAACUUGGUUUGGACUCCUACCUCCUUAAACCUGUCCAGAGAAUCACCAAGUACCAGCUACUGCUUAAGGAGUUGCUAAAGUACAGCAAGGGCCGCGAGGGCUGCGACGACCUGCAGGAAGCUCUCUCGUCCAUCCUGGGGAUCCUGAAAGCUGUCAACGACUCCAUGCACCUCAUCGCCAUCACAGGAUACGAGGGCAACCUGUCGGAGCUGGGCCGCCUGCUGAUGCAGGGCUCCUUCAGCGUGUGGACGGAGCAUAAAAAAGGCCACGCCAAGGUCAAGGACCUGGCCCGCUUCAAGCCCAUGCAGAGGCACCUGUUCCUGCACGAGAAGGCCCUGCUCUUCUGCAAGAGGAGGGAGGAGAACGGGGAGGGCUACGAGAAAGCGCCGUCCUACAGCUUCAAACACUCCCUCAGUAUGAGUGCGGUGGGUAUUACAGAGAACGCCAAAGGAGACAACAAGAAGUUUGAGAUCUGGUGCAACUCAAGAGAUGAAGUUUUUAUCGCACAGGCUCCAACGCCGGAGAUCAAAACGGCGUGGGUGAACGAGAUCCGCAAAGUUCUGACCCAGCAGCUCCAAGCCUGCAGAGAUGCCAGUCAGCAGAAGAGCUCGGACGCCGUCUCGCCGAGUCCCACCAGCAACAACACCUCCAUCUCCCUCAGUCCCUUUCGUAGCAGUGGGCAGAAAAACCAGAAGAAGCAGGAGGAGAAGAAGGCAGAGGCGAGCACAAUCUCUGAAGUCAACUCCUCCUCGUCUUCGCCGAAACACAAAGAUGAGCCGGUGACCAGUCCGACCACUGACAGGUCUUCAGUGGCUAAAAAGCGUUUUACUUUGCAGGGCUUCAGCAAUCUCAAGAGUCCCAAAGGCUCGGCCCUGAGCCCCGAGCACGGCUCCAAACGCCACUUGGUCAAGAGUGACCCCACGCCGUUUGGGUUCAAAGGCUGGAACAAGGCGUCUCUCUCGGUGGAUGCCUCGGAAGAGAACGACGGUUACUCCAGCGGCGAGGACCCCAUGAACUCCGACCCCGAGGACGACAUUGUGAAGAAGCUGGCUCCAGGGAAGUAUACGGUGGUGACGGACUGCGAGAAGGCGGGACCUCAGGAGCUGUCCGUCAAAAGCGGAGACAUGGUCCAGCUAAUCAGAGAGGGAGAGGACGGACAGUGGUUUGUGAAGAACCUUCGCACCAGUAAGGAGGGCUGGGUGGCCGCAGCAAACCUCCUCAGCCUCAUCUCAGAGUCCAAAUCAUCCCAGUCACUCAGCAGCUCAGAUGGCAGCGUCUCCGGGAACCUCAGCACUUCCUCCAGCUGCAGCGAGACCUACACCAGUUACUCCGACAUCAAACCCUGACCUGCCGCCGUCGCUGCCCGCACUCCAUCCCUCAAACUAAAAGGACAAUUUCUGGGGCGGAAUUAUAACGCCGUGAAGCCGACCCUGACAGGAGGAACUGGACCAUUCGUGCUUUUCAUCACACAGACAUCCAUCUCACAGCAUGUCGGAUCCAUUCGAAAAAAACCAAAGCAAUCGUUGCGUCUGCUAAUAUUACCAGUGUUUUAGCUGAGUAUUCGCUGCACCCACCUUUCCUAUUAUUUACAGUAUUCACAGCCAGUCCAAUUGUUUUCACUCUCAAGUCCUUUCAGCCUUCAGUAUGACCAGCAUAUUGGUAGAAUGUUAAGUGUGUUUUAACAGUUCAUCCCAGUCACAGAAAGUUCAGAUGAUUUAAAUAUCAGGGAAAAAUAGUUCCUCAGAGUACAAGUGAUGUAUCGCCUCCUGUCAGGCCUUCUUGAAGAAACACAAUAGAGAAAAGCUCAACGUCUAAUAACUUAAUAACUAAUUAUGUAGCAUUAAAAGUGGACAAAUUCAAAGAAUUUCCGCGCUAAAUCUGAGCAGUCGGCUGCAGCUUACAGGCCUUGCUCUAACCCCCUUUCGAGUCCAUCCAACAUCACAGCAUAGCGACAGAUUCUCAUGCGAAACAUCUACAGAUACCGCUUACGCUGGUAUUUCACACGAUACAUUGGCUUUAGUGUCCGACAUUAAACGUGCACUGUGAAAACUGGCAGCUGGCUGCAACAAAAAGACCAAGAAGGUCAAAUGUUCAGGGCGCGAUGCCGCAAGUCCUGUUUGUGCGACACACACCAGGUGACAUGUGUUGAAAUCAAUCGCUGUAGUGUUUGGCAGGUCAGCAAUGUCGAAGUAUUCAGAUCUCCAUGCUGUAUUCUUCCCAUUUUUUGGGGAAUCUGAGCUUCCCUCAACCCUGGCUCUGUGGUUAUUAACAACAAAUUAAAACACAGUCAAAUGUAUCACCGGCUGAAUGUCACCAACAGCACCACCUGGUGGUCGGAUCUCUUUGCACUUCUCCAGCUAUGCGUACAAAUCACUUAACACAAGAGAGCGGCAGCUUGGAACAACUUCAGAACCUCUUUUUUUUUUUUUUUCAUCUUUCUUUCCAAGACUGAUUGUCUCACUCGCCUCUGACUGAACAGCUCUGGAUUUUACCUCUCAGGAAGCCCAAGAAGUUGCGCGAGCAGGCAGCUGUGACUGCACACCCAGCUUGUGUCAACUACAUGUCUCUAUGUGCAUUAUUGCACUUGUGUGUGUGUGCGCGCGCUUCAAAAUACCCAUAUGUCAUGAACCUCCCAGAGAGACCUGUGUAGAGACAGAAACAGUGACGCAGUUAAUUUUACCGGCUGGAUUUAAAGGGUAGCUCCACCAGUUUCACACCUUAAAGUGUGUUUACAGUUCUUGGAAAGCACCGUAUGUAAUCUGAUAAAUUGCCUUCAGUCACUGAUAACAUGCCCUGACUGCCCGAUGUGCCACCCGACGCCCUUCUUCUGUUUCCAUUCCUGGUCUGAAGUGCGACGAGAGGUACAGCUGAUUCAUGAAGUAGUACUCCCUGAGACUUUAAAUUUCUGGAGUUACCCUUUAAUUUCUAUGCAGGUUUACUGAUAACCUUCAUAAUUUCAAGGAGCCCUGUAACCUCCAGUUUUAAGAACCCCAAAAAUCUCUACAUGAGCCCGGUUUUUGUGUCAUGGCCGCUGUGCUCACCUAUCUUUGGUCUGCACUGCAGCAACAAAAGCAGGCUUUGUCGCCCUCCCUGUGCUGCCAGUCCCACAGGCAUAUGACAGUGGCCACUUCUCUCUCUCUUUCUCUCUCUCGGACCUUCUCGACACGCUUGCACCGCCAGCCUGAGCAAUAUUUGUUCACCAGGCCCCACAAUGUAGCUGAGUAGCCGUCACGGUCGUAACGAGGUGCAACGAAAAUGAGUGAUCGUGAAGCCUUAGACGGCCCUGUCUUGGACCCUGGGCGUGGAAACGACGCUGACGGUGCGCCUCCGACAAACCAGCCGCUGUGACACCGUCCUUGACACACGCAAGAACCUGUGCUAUCCCGAAACACUGAAUGACACCUUUUUUCUUACCUUUUUUCCCCCCAAAGGUGAUCAUGAUUUUUAUAUCCCAGCAUUUCUACUGUAUUCAUGCACUGUAAAACAAUCUCUUCCUUUUUUUUCCAUUCUUAGUGUUGAAUGUGUGAAAACAAAAAAACAAAAACAAGUGCAGCAUGCUGUUACACACUGAAACCAGCCCGACCAGUUUAUGACUCAGACUGGGUUCUGCUCGUCCGCUGGCUUAACAAAACCCCAUGGCAAGUUUUGUUAAAUUUGGCCCCGAUUUGCCCUCCUCCCUAUGAAAGGAAAGACCUCCUCGGAAAAAUAAUAAAGAAGCUAGUUUACAGGCCUUUUCAGCGUCAAGCCGUGAGCUGAGAAUAAACUGUGGCCGGCGUUACGUGUUGAUCUGUGUAAGUUCCGUGAAAGACUGACAAAAUGUAUGUUACACUUUGUACAGAUGUGUCCUCUAUACCUCACAUUGUUUUUCCUCGAGAGCAUGUAUAUUCUGAAGAGGAUCAUGGUUUUUGUGAGUCUCCUUUGUCUUCUUUGUGUGUCAGCGCUCUCCGUGGCAUGUUCCUCAUAGCCCCAAUGUUAAAGCUCUCACAUAAAACGCCCUUGAAUUAAGGCAAGUAUUUUUACCAGACACUGUUGUAUUUUGUGAGAGUUUAUUUUCUGCCCUCAUAUGAAAGCUGACGCGGGGCACUAAACUUGUCAGCGUUUUAUUGACGUCUCACACAAUAAAUCGUAUUGAAUCGUUUUUACUUUUGACUCGGGAGGCCUGAGAGAUGAGAAGGGUUAUAUUUUUAAAUUUGUUUUUAUGCAGCACAUUGCAGCAACCACUGUCUUUAUUUUCCUAUUGUAUCUACUGAGUAUGGUGUUGAUAUAAAGAUAUUAUGAGACAUAUCUGUGUACAUUUGUAAAUAUGUAAUUCUGAAUUGUAUGUAAAAUGAAAAAGCAGCUUUAAUAAAGUCUGAGAUGGUUUCCUCUA
This is a messenger RNA of Acanthopagrus latus (yellowfin seabream), 6705 nucleotides long. RefSeq names its product guanine nucleotide exchange factor DBS-like. NCBI's taxonomy places the organism in Eukaryota, Metazoa, Chordata, Actinopteri, Spariformes, Sparidae. Gene Ontology annotation, cellular component: extrinsic component of membrane; cytoplasm. Gene Ontology annotation, molecular function: protein binding; guanyl-nucleotide exchange factor activity. Gene Ontology annotation, biological process: intracellular signal transduction; positive regulation of Rho protein signal transduction. The transcript has 32 exons. The record is from RefSeq and is a predicted model, not a curated record. Bases 194 to 3682 code for a protein of 1162 amino acids.